AUGUCGCUCGCACUCGACGUCAAGAUCCCCGAGUUCACUCACACCUCCACCGACGACAUCUACCGCCUCACAGACACACUGCGCGCCACCUUCCGCUCCAACAAGACCAAGGACCUCAAGUACCGCACCCACCAGCUCCGGAAGCUCUACUGGGCCAUCAAGGACUUCACCCCCCAGCUCUGCGAUGCCCUGCGCAAGGACCUGCGCAAGUGCAAGCAUGAGGCCCUCCUCUCCGAGGUCGAAUGGUGCGCCAACGACUGCCUCUACAUGCUCAAGAACCUUGAAAAGUUCGCCGCCGACGAGAAGUGCGAGGACGUGCCCCUCACCUACUCCAUGCUGAAGCCGCGCAUUCGCAAGGAGCCGCUCGGCAUGAUCCUCGUCAUCGGUGCCUUCAACUUCCCCGUCCAGCUGACCCUCAUCCCCAUCAUCGGCGCCAUCGCCGCCGGCUGCACCGCCGUCCUGAAGCCCUCGGAGAGUGCCCCGGCCACCGCCAUGGUCCUGACAAAGAUCUUUGAGGCCGCCCUCGACCCUAAGGCCUAUACUGUCGUCAACGGUGCCGUCCCGGAGACCCAGGCUCUGCUCGACGUCAAGUGGGACAAGAUCAUGUAUACCGGCAGCACCGCCGUCGGCAAGAUCAUCUCCAAGAAGGCUGCCGAGACCCUCACCCCCGUCACCCUCGAGCUGGGCGGCCUGAACCCGGCCUUCAUCACCAAGCACGCCGACGUCAAGCUCGCCGCCCGCCGCCUCAUGUGGUCCAAGUGCCUGAACGCCGGACAGGUCUGCAUCUCUCAAAACUACAUCCUGGCCGACCGCGCCAUUGUCGACGAGCUCGUCCGGAGCCUCAACGCCACCCUCAAGGAGUUCUUCCCUAGCGGCGCCAAGAACAGCCCCGACUUCUCCCGCAUCGUCAACCAGAGGUCGUUUCAGCGCAUCAAGAAAAUGAUUGACGAGACCAACGGUAAGAUCGUCAUGGGCGGCGGUAUGGACGAGGAGCAGCUCUUCAUUGAGCCCACCGCCGUCCUAGUCGACUCCAUGCUCGACUCCGUCAUGAAGGACGAGUCCUUCGGCCCCGUUUUUGCCAUCAUGCCGUACGACUCUCUCGACGACGCCAUCAACAUUGCGAACCAGGUCUACAGGACGCCCCUGGCGCUCUUCGCCUUUGGCAACGACCAGGAGACUAAGAGGAUCCUCAACGAGGUGACCUCGGGCGGCGCUACUAUCAACGACGCCUUCUUUCACGCCUCCAUCGCCACCGUCCCCUUCGGCGGCGUCGGUGAAUCGGGCACAGGCAACUACCGCGGCCGCGCCUCCUUCGAGGCCUUCACCCACCGCCGUUCCAUUGCCCGGACCCCCUCGUGGAUGGAGAAGUUCAUCCGCGUCCGCUACAUGCCCUACUCCCCCAAGGAGCUCGCCCGCCUGCAGCGCAUGACGGCCGACAAGCCCGACUUUGACCGCAACGGCGUGCAGGUCCGCGGGCUCGGGUACUGGGUGCGCUUCGUCGUCGGUCUCGGCGCCAAAGGUGCCAAAGGUGCGUUGCUGAGAUGGAUCCUGGCCCUGCGAAGGCGUUAUUAG
Molecule: messenger RNA, 1572 nt
Organism: Colletotrichum spaethianum
Lineage: Eukaryota; Fungi; Ascomycota; Sordariomycetes; Glomerellales; Glomerellaceae
Product: beta-apo-4'-carotenal oxygenase
Exons: 3
Coding region: 1-1572 (523 amino acids)
Biological process (GO): aldehyde metabolic process
Cellular component (GO): cytoplasm
Molecular function (GO): aldehyde dehydrogenase (NAD+) activity
Source: RefSeq, a predicted model, not a curated record